Trichomycterus rosablanca is the source of this 4215-nucleotide messenger RNA. Its product is annotated as serine/threonine-protein kinase/endoribonuclease IRE1-like. Gene Ontology annotation, molecular function: ATP binding; protein serine/threonine kinase activity; RNA endonuclease activity. The transcript has 22 exons. Bases 124 to 3237 code for a protein of 1037 amino acids. The record is from RefSeq and is a predicted model, not a curated record. Lineage: Eukaryota; Metazoa; Chordata; Actinopteri; Siluriformes; Trichomycteridae. Gene Ontology annotation, biological process: intrinsic apoptotic signaling pathway in response to endoplasmic reticulum stress; IRE1-mediated unfolded protein response; protein phosphorylation. Gene Ontology annotation, cellular component: IRE1-TRAF2-ASK1 complex.
CAGCUGGUGAGCAGCGGAUGAACAGCAUGGAGAUUUCCUCAUAACCAGAGUCGGUUUAUCUCCAGCUUUAUUAUACAGCCCGAGUGUUAAAGUAGUUGGAUGAGAGCUCGGUCGGGGUAGGAGAUGGAGUGGAGUGUGUGUAGCAGGGCUCUGGUGUGGUGCAUUUGUACGGCGCUUUUCUGGAGCCUGUUUUUAACGGGCCAGUGCAGUGGAAGCAGUGUCUCCCUGCCUGAGAGUUUACUCUUCGUGUCCACACUGGAUGGGAAUCUGCACGCCGUUAGCAAACGUUCUGGCUCAAUUAAGUGGACACUGAAGGAAGAUCCAGUUCUUCAGGUCCCAACCCACAUGGCUGAACCUGCGUUUCUUCCAGACCCUAACGAUGGCAGUCUGUACUCACUGGGAGGGAAGAACAAUGAGGGACUGAUGAAAUUGCCCUUUACCAUCCCUGAACUUGUCCAGGCUUCACCUUGCCGCAGUUCUGAUGGGAUCCUUUACAUGGGUAAGAAGCAGGAUGUGUGGUAUGUGGUAGAUCUGCUGACAGGAGAGAAGCAGCAGACUCUAACAUCAUCUUUUGCUGAGACAUUAUGUCCAUCAUCGUCUUUGCUGUACUUGGGUCGCACAGAGUACACCAUCACCAUGUACGACACCAAGAGCCGAGAAUUACGGUGGAACGCCACUUACUCAGACUACGCCUCCACACUUCCAGAUGAUGACACCAAAUACAAAAUGGCUCAUUUUGUGUCGAACGGUGACGGCUUGGUGGUGACGGUGGACAGCGAGACAGGUGCCGUGCAGUGGGUGCAGAACUACGACUCGCCCGUGGUGGCUGUUUAUAUGUGGCAGCGCGAAGGCCUGCGCAAGGUGCCGCACACCAACGUGGCCGUGGAGACACUGCGCUAUCUCACAUUUACCUCGGGCCAAGUGGGUCGCAUCACACAGUGGAAGUAUCCCUUCCCCCAAGAGAGAAAACCUGAAGAUAAGCUUAUGUCUACUCUCUACGUGGGCAAGUACUCCACCAGCCUGUAUGCGUCUCCUUCCCUAGUGCAUGAUGGAGUUACUGUUGUGCCACGUGGUAGCACGUUUCCAAUGCUGGAAGGUCCCAGUAGCCAGGAGGCCAGUGUGAGCGAGGACCAGGAGUGUGUCAUCACCCCCAGCACCAGUGUCAAGUUUAAUGCAGCGUUAAAAGAACGAAGUCAUGUUAAUUACAUGAGGAACUACUUCCUACUAAUAGGUCAUCAUGAGACGCCGCCUGAAGCUCAUAAGAAGAUUCUGGAAAAAUUUCCUGAAAGCAUUCCUCGUCAGCACAGCAAUGUCAUCCCUCCCACCUCAGAGCAAACGAUUGAGGAGCAGAAGGUGAAUGAAAGUGGGAUGGAGGAUAGCAGCCCCCUGCCUCCUCCUGUGCAUUCUCUGCAGGAAAAGCAGACGCGCCCUCCCCGCACAGAAGCACCCGUGGACUCCAUGCUUAAGGACAUGGCCACCAUCAUCUUCAGCACAUUUCUGUUGGCUGGCUGGGUGGCCUUCAUCAUUACAUAUCCCAAGAGCAUGCAGAAGCAGCAGCAGCAGCAGCACCAGGAGUUUCAGCGGCAGAUGGAGGAGAAGCUGGAGCUCUUACAGCGACAGCAGAUGCUCUUUCAGCCGCCCACCGACCUUCUGCCUGAUCCCGACUUUCUUGAAGCAGCACAUGCCCGCACCGAGAGCUCUGCUCCCAGCAGUGCUAAUGCCACGCCACGCGCCUCCAACCACUCCAACCUCUCUCAUUCUGAGCCGGGGGGCUCGGCCGCUGAGCAUGAAGAUGGAGAGGACGAUUCCAACACUGUGAGGGUUGGAAACAUCAUUUUCAACCCUAGAGAUGUUCUGGGACAUGGUGCAGAAGGGACCAUUGUGUACAGGGGACAGUUCGAUAACAGACAAGUAGCAGUUAAGAGAAUUCUCCCAGAAUGCUUCAGCUUUGCAGAUCGGGAGGUGCAGCUGUUGCGCGAGUCUGACGAACAUCCCAAUGUCAUUCGCUACUUCUGCACUGAGCGUGACCGGCAGUUCCAGUACAUCGCCAUCGAGUUGUGCAGUGCCACUUUACAGGAGUAUGUGGAGCAGAAGGAUUUUAAUCGCCAUGGUCUGGAACCUGUGAGCCUGCUGCAGCAGACGAUGUCUGGACUGGCACAUCUACAUUCACUUAAUAUAGUUCACCGAGACUUGAAGCCACACAACAUUCUUGUGUCGAUGCCAAAUGCCCACGGACGUGUGCGGGCAAUGAUCUCAGACUUUGGUCUGUGUAAGAAGCUAGCCGUGGGCAGACACAGCUUUAGCAGACGCUCUGGUGUUCCAGGCACUGAGGGCUGGAUUGCACCUGAAGUGCUCAGUGAAGAUGUCAAGCAGAAUCCUACUUGUAAAGUGGACAUCUUUUCUGCUGGCUGUGUGUUUUAUUACGUGGUGUCGCAAGGCUGUCACCCAUUCGGAAAGUCUCUCCAACGGCAGGCCAACAUCCUUCUUGGUGCCUAUUCCUUGGUCGUCUUGCAGCCAGACAAGCACGAAGACAUUGUAGCAAUGAACCUGAUAGAACAGAUGCUCAAUAUGGAUCCUGAAAACAGGCCGUCAGCUGAAAGAGUGCUCAAACACCCCUUUUUCUGGAGCCUGGAAAAACAGCUCCAGUUCUUUCAGGACGUGAGUGAUAGGAUCGAGAAGGAGCCACUAGAUGGACCUAUUGUAAGGCGACUGGAAAGAGGAGGGCGAGCUGUGGUGAAAGGAGAUUGGAGGGAACAUAUCACAGUGCCUCUACAAACAGAUCUUCGCAAAUUUCGCUCAUACAAAGGAGGAUCUGUUCGGGAUCUUCUGCGUGCUAUGAGAAAUAAGAAGCACCAUUACCGUGAGUUACCUGUGGAGGUCCAGGAGACACUGGGCUCUAUUCCGGACGACUUCGUCUUCUACUUCACAUCCCGCUUCCCCCAGCUGCUGCUCCACACACACACGGCCAUGUGCGUGUGCACCUGUGAGCGCCCCUUCCUGCCCUAUUAUCACAGCUCAGAAAUGCCUUUACGGACUAUUAACACACAGAUUGAACCCAAACCCCCAGAGCCAUCGUCAUCCAUACGUUUAGAACACACAGAACAGUCCGCAAACACAGAACUGUCCCCACCUUCUGAUGUUCCAGUACUGCCUGAACCUACUGAGCAUGUGCAGAAGGGCCCGUGUGCCUUGUCCAUUCCAUCCAGACAGGAGGAUGCGAUUCAGUUGCAAUGCUAGACUCUGGGAAAUGCAUUUUUGCCAUUAUGAAUGGACACAUUCCAGGAUGGGCAUCUCUAAGUUGGCAUGGUGUGGGCCUGCAGUGCCCAUGCUGUGUCUUUUAUAGGUGAUUCCGUCUCAUCUCAAGUGCCUUACUUAUUUUAGACUCUUUUUAGAGCUGGUUCAGGUGAAGCUAGCCUAAUUUCAUUUAGUUUGGACCAUGAUGUUUUUUUAAUCAUUAUUUUAUAUUAUUUUAUACGACUCUUUUGUGAAGGUUAAAUACUGUGAUGCUUGCACACACAAGGAUUAUUUGGGGAGAAAUACUUAAUGUAGUCAAGCGUGAUUCAACUCUGCAGUAUCAGUGAUGCUCAGUUUGCUGAAUAUAUAUUUUUGUACAUACUGUAAUUGGUGAUAAUCAGACAGUGUGGUUGGUGUGCCUUAAACUGCACCACAGUGAAGACUCGGCGUCAUUGUGUUUCUGCCUGCUGUUAAUCACACUUGUACUCAACAGGGAUUUUUCUGUUCUGUAAUUAUACACAUUAUAGUAUGCAUUACACCUUUUAUUUUCAUUGAUUUAUUAUGGGUUUUUAUUAAUUUUGAAUUGUUGGCACAUUGUGUAACUGGCUGUUGAGGUCUGUAGAAUACUUGACAUGUUAAAUUGUUUAAGCACAAUUAUUACCUUUAAAGAAUUCAGAUAAAAUGUCAGAGCUUAAGCCACCUUCUCCCUCCAUCAGUAAACUAACACAUUAUGGGCUCCUUUUAAAGCACAGAUUAAACCGUAAUUAUUUAUAGAUAACAUGCAAUGUUUUUAAUGCAUUAAAUGAAAAUGCCACCAUACCUUAAAUUAUGACUAUUUAUGCAAGACAAAAUGUUUUACACAUUAAUUUAUUUUACUUUCCACAAGUUGAAGAAAAUUCAUUGAAGAAAAUGAUUUUUUUAUUGAUAUGCUGCUGCUGCUGUACAAUGCCAAACUUUAUAAAAUAAAGCAUUACUAUCUGA